Molecule: messenger RNA, 405 nt
Organism: Mesorhabditis spiculigera
Lineage: Eukaryota; Metazoa; Nematoda; Chromadorea; Rhabditida; Rhabditidae
Source: the annotation of a GenBank genome assembly
AUGAACUUCCAAUUCCUCCUCUGGCUGGCCGUCCUCGCAUUAAUGGCGAUCUCCUGGGCCGAAGCUAGCAUUUACACGAUGGAUUUGGAUACGAACGAGGAGGAAUCGAGGCCGAGGACAAGGAUCACGCAGGUGAAAAAGAAGCACCACCAUCACCAUCACCAUCAUCACCACCAUCACCAGGACGACGCCAUCAAGAAGGCGUUGCGGUCGAAGCGCGGCGAGCCGACGUACCGUGUCUGCGGCCGGGCGUUAUUCCGGAAGAUUCACGAGCUGUGCAAGGAGUGCACCAAACCGUUGCCUGAUGAUGAUACAGACAGCCAAAAAGAGACCAUCUCGACGCUGUGCUGCGUGAAGAACCAGUGCAGCGACACGCUGCUACGGACACAAUGCGCCACCGACUGC